Messenger RNA from Drosophila melanogaster (fruit fly), 3864 nucleotides. RefSeq names its product MBD-R2 (gene MBD-R2). The transcript is spliced from 5 exons. Gene Ontology annotation, cellular component: chromosome; nucleus. Lineage: Eukaryota; Metazoa; Arthropoda; Insecta; Diptera; Drosophilidae. The record is from RefSeq and is marked reviewed. The coding region runs from base 123 to 3632 and encodes 1169 amino acids. Gene Ontology annotation, molecular function: DNA binding.
AUUUAUUGCGCUGUAUUUUUCUGGAUAAUUUUCGCGUCGUUUCCUGGAUUAUUUCAUCACUUAGCAAAGUGUGCGUUUGCACAUAGGCAAACAAAAUAGAGAAUUGGGUGAACUUCAUCGCCAUGGGCCGCCGGUGCUGCGUGGCCAACUGCCCGUCGACGUCGCGUCUGUUGGAGCACAACGGCGUGACUUACCACUCCUUCCCCCUAGAUCCCAUCAUCCGCGCCAUAUGGAUCAAAAACUCUCGCAUCAGCCUGGAGCGCCAGAUCACCAAGAGCGUGCUGGUCUGCUCACGCCACUUCCGCCGUUUGGACUUCAACACUAUCCGCAAUGGGAAGUAUCUGCUCAAGCCGCGCGUCUUUCCCACCGUUUUUCCAUGGGGCAAGAUGGAUACCGCGGAGAUCGAAGCAGACCAACGGGCACUUCAGCACGCCAGCGUGGAGGGAACGACUGAAACCCCGGGAAAUGCUCAGUCAUCGACCAAUGACGAUGUGAUCAAAGCUACGGUAGACCAAAUAGUUGCGCAAAUCCUGUCGGAAUCUGCAGAACGCAAGGCCACGGAGGAAGGUAAAACAGGCAAGGCGGCGGAUGACGUUAAAAAUACUCCCGAAAGUGGAGAAGAUGCAAACAAGGCAGCUGCAAAGGAACCCUCAGGGACUCCGGUAGCCGCAAGCAGCGAAGCCACAGUCCCAGCUCCUGGAUCCGCUUCCAGUUCGAACUCACCUUUGCCCGGCACACCGCCCAAGUACAGCAACCCACAUAACCUGACUAUUGGCGCCCGUUUGGAGGCGCUCAGUGUGGAAGGCAACUGGUUGCCCGCCCGCAUCGUGGAAGUUAACGAGACGGAGCAGACGCUACUCGUGCGCUUUGAGCGCAAUCACAAGCUAAAGGUGUCACCUUCGACCAGCGGCAGCUUUCAGGAGUGGAUGGCCAUCAAGUCGGAGCGGCUGAGGCAGCGCCUCAGCAACCGUGUGCUGCCCGUCUUUGAGCUGGACGAGAAGUGCAUGGCCCGCUGGUCGGGGCCGCGUAAGUUUCCAGGAACCAUACGCAAGUUGCUGGGCAACGAUACCUACGAGGUUCUCUUCGACGAUGGUUACGUUAAGAACGUGCGCGCCGUGCACAUGAACAAGAUGCCCAAGCAGUUGCCCCCUGUUCAGGUAGCGGAAGAGGGUGCCUCAAAGUCACCCACUCCUGUUGGAACUCCAGUAAGCUCUGCACCUGUGGCUCCGAAGCGGGCGAGCACAGGCAGCCUUGGCGGAUCCAGUGGCUCUUCGGGCAGCAAGAAGAGCAAAUGUGCACCUCAGCGCAGGGAUUGGCCGUUGCUGGACAUGGCCAGUUUGGAUAUAGCAUCCCUUGGACUCCCAGAAAUACCGCAUGACGGCGAGUGGACUUGUCAUUGGGUAAAUGACCAGCCUAUUGGAACCGAGGGUUUUCUGAUUGUGGGCGAGCACCAGAAACCCACUGUUAUCGUGCAGGAUUGGCGUCUGCCUCCUGGCUGGAUCAAGCACAUGUACCAGCGGUCCAACGUCCUCGGCAAGUGGGAUGUUAUUCUGGUCUCGCCCAGCGGCAAACGUUUCCGCUCCAAGUCCGACUUGAAGUUGUUCCUUGAGUCCCAGAAUCUGGUCUACAACCCGGAUGUGUACGACUUUAGCAUCCAUCGACGUCGUGCCAAAGACAUCAAUGCUUACGUCUACACACACGGCUACAAUCCGCAGCCACCGCCCAAGCCCAGGCCCAUGGAUGUGUCGAUGAACUCCACGCUGGACCAGAGCAUCACGUCGCAACAUUCUUUACCUUCUACUCCGAUGCCGGUGAAAGAAAGCCAGUACAUGGAAGCACCGGUGGCCUCGCUUAUGCCACCAGCUGAGUUAAUGUCGCCGCAGACGCAGCCUGCCGAUGAGACAAAGCCCAAGAUAGAAGCAGAAAUACUGGAAGCCAGUGAGGGAGGUACCUCUCAGCUUAUGUUAGCAGAUCCUCAUGUGGUGGAAAAUGGCUUUGCUUUCAUUGGGGGCCUAAAAGUCAAAAUCCAAGACAAUCUUUAUGUAUGCCCGCGCGAAGAUUGCGCCAAGACCUAUCGCAAAGAAGACUUUCUGCUAAUCCACAUUCGCCAUUAUCACAAGGAGUUUGCAGAACACGUCAGCCACUGUCCAAAGAUGCAGGAACUAGCGGUCAAACGUACGCACCCCUCAUCCAUCGAUCAAGUUGAGGCGGUGCCAAAAAACCAAAUACCCAACCAGCAAUUCUUUGCCAAAAUGCACCAGCAGGAUUUGCAGCAGUCACGAUCGUUUAAACGACAGAGUGUAUCAGCUACGGCCACAUCUUCAACGCCAUCUGACAUAACGCCUACUAAGGCCCUGUUAUCUCCUAAGAUGGAGCCACCAAGUGUGUCGCCAACUGUUGAAAGUGGCAUUAAACAAGAAGAUGUUUCUCUGGAUGCUGGUCCAACUCAGUCGUUUAAUCCUUCAUUGAGUCGUUCCUGCAAGCGUGCACGCUUGUCGCCGUCGAAGCGGCCAUCUGGCUCGCGAAAGAGUAACCGCCAGCGCUCUCAGCGUCGUCCCAUUUUGUCAGAUAACCCGGCUGGUCAUGGCUUAACCGAACAAGAUGUUGAGGAGACACGGCAAUCUUUUAACACCCCCACUCCGGAUACGCGCAUCGACUCGAAAAAACGCCGCAGUGGUGCGGCAACAACUCCCAUCAGUUCCAUUGACUCACCAGCCAUGGGAGAUUCGGUGUCCACGCCAUCAUCUAAUGACCAGACCGACAUAAAUGCAGCCCUUGCCCCACCACCAGCUGAAACGUUAAGCAAAGCACCACAGUACAUCAAGGAAAAUGGUGAACUAAUUCGAAUUGUGCGCAUGCGGCAGGAGGAGAUCAUUAACUGCAUCUGCGAGUAUGGCGAAGAGGACGGCCUAAUGAUCCAAUGUGAAUUGUGCCUAUGCUGGCAACACGGUGCAUGCAACGGAAUUGUCAAAGAGGCAGAUGUACCGGACAAGUAUGUGUGCUACAUUUGUCGCAAUCCGCAGAGGGGUCGGGAUUCUAUGAGAUUUAAGCACGACCAGGACUGGCUAUUCGAAGGCAAGUUGCCGGUGGCCGCGUAUCACACUGCAAAUCCACAGGCCACCAAACAAUUCGAGCUCUUGAAGCGCUCGCACACGCUGACCGGCAAUUUGCUAGAUGCCAAGCGAUCGAUGCACUCGCUGCUGGUGAAGAUUAACAUCGCACGCAACCGCUGUCAUCCGAAGCUUUAUCUAUGGGCCAAAAAGUGGGACGAAGACAAUCUGGACUCUACUGCGUUGACACCGGUUAAGCGUGCAAAAUUGGAGGCCCCCGACCUUCCGAACGUUCCGCAACCGGAAGCUGCCAUCGAUCCGGAGGAGUGCCAGUACCGUUUGAUCGAGCAUAUCAAGGUGCAGCAAUCCUUGGUUCUCGAUCGGCUGAAUGACAUAGAAGCCGAAAUGGACGAACUUGAAAAGGAGGACACGUUGGAUGACUUAAAGGACGCUGACAUCUCGACCACAAAAGAGGCGCUGGCCACGUUUAUUAAGGAGCUCGAAACCAUGAAGCGCCUUGCCAAGCUCAACCAGGUGGCCAAUAUGAAGCAGACCCUCAGAGAUUCUGCCACUAGCAAGUAGCAUUUCUAUUGAUCACGGUUAUAGGGGUCUAAUGAGGAUUUUCUUUUAAGCUAUUUUCGAACUGUUUCCAUAAUUUUGCAGACGUGUAGAUAGUAACCGUACAAGCUUUUUCUCUUCAAAAAAAAUAUUGCUAUACUUUAUAAAGUUUGAUAAUAUAAUGGAAUUUAAAUGUAUAUUCUUUUAAAGUUAACCAUGUGAGAAUACAGAAAAUUAUAAUUUCAUGCCCAAUUAU